Andrographis paniculata is the source of this 618-nucleotide messenger RNA. RefSeq lists its product as uncharacterized. Bases 1 to 618 code for a protein of 205 amino acids. NCBI's taxonomy places the organism in Eukaryota, Viridiplantae, Streptophyta, Magnoliopsida, Lamiales, Acanthaceae. The record is from RefSeq and is a predicted model, not a curated record. The transcript has a single exon.
AUGGAGAUGAUAUCAAACUUCAAGAUGUCAAUGAUGGAAGAAUUCGACAUGACAGACUUGGAAGAAUUACAUCAUUUUUUGGGCAUCAAGAUGCUGCAAUCAAAAGGUGGCAUAUUCAUCUUACAAGAAAAGUAUGCAACUCAAUUGUUAGAAAAAUUCAACAUGAAGAAUGCAAAUCCUGUCUCUACUUAUUGCAUCAUAUGUCUAAAAUUGAGUAAGAAGGGUGAGGGAAAACUUGUGAAUCCUACUCUAUUUCGAAGCCUUAUUGGAAAUUUAAUGUAUCUCACUGCUACAAGACCCGAUAUUAUCUACGGGGUGAGCUUGCUGAGCAGAUUCAUGGAGAAAACAUAUUCAAAUCAUUGGGAAGCUGCAAAGAGAAUCCCGCGCUAUGUUAAAGGGAGCAUCAAUCUUGGCAUUUUCUACGUGUUGGAUAUAUUGAUAGCGAUCUUACUGGAAGUACUGAUGAUUCACGGAGCAUUUCAGGCUAUGUAUUUACUCUUGGGAGUGGAAUUAUUUCAUGGUGCUAAAAAAAAACAGCCGGUCGUGGCGACUUCUACCACCGAAGCUGAAUACAUUGCAAUGGCUUUGGUAGGGUUCCAAACUUUGUGGUUAAGAUGA